UUGUAGUUUUGUGGAGUUUCAAACUAUCUAUAAUAAUAAGGUUUUAUUAACAGAAAAAGAAAGUCACAACCUUUUUUCUUUUGGUUGCAGAGUUGUUGUGCAGAUUGAGAACAAAAAUGGGUCUAAUUCAUAUGCGAAAAUGGUUGCUUGUGUUGUUAGUUUUGGUGUCACAAAGUUCAUCAUCACAGGGUUGGUUCUUUUCAUCUACAACUAAUAGCAAGAAUGAUAAUAAACAAGAAAACAGUAAUUCAGGCAAAUACUCUUGGAAAAGUCGAACGGUUAAGUUGGUGUCUGAAUUCUCAAUGGAAGUUUAUAAAAAUGAAAAGGGACUUAAACUCAUCGAAAACGCUAAACAAAAGAUGUUAGUCCCUGAUUCUUGUUGGCAGAGAGCUUAUCAGAGUGUAUUUGCUGUGUGUUCAAAAGCUCUUCCCGAUGAAGAAUUAAGGUCUAGACUUUCUUGGAAUUUAUGUGAUUGUUUUCAGCAACAUACUGGGAGAUCUCCUUUGCCUUAUUGUGAUGCAAAAUCACCAAUGACAAAUUGUCUCAAGAAAAUAGAUACUGAUGUUCUCAAAAUUUAUUUGGAGUUCCUUCUUGAAAUUGGUGCAAUUUGCCAUCAAUUGCAGAUAGAUGCAUGGAAGUUUUCAAUAGAGAGUUUGGUGAACAAUUUGCAAAUUUCUGCUGAAUUUGCUGAGGAAAAACUAGAGAACAUGUUACAAGUAGGGGAAUUGCUAUUACAAAACUCGAAAAAUGUACAAGAAUCUUUAGCCUCGAUUGAUGUUCAAACUCAACGAGUAGUAGAGACUUCCAAGAAUAUUGAGGAUAGUGUAAACUCUGUGUCGAGGCAGUCAGAAGCAAUUUUGGAGCAAUCGAAAGGAAUAGCAGCUUCACAGUUAGAGUUGAGCGAAGGGCAGGCGAUAAUGAAGGAGACUUUGCAGGAAAACAUGGCAAUGGUUCAUGAAUCUUAUACUAGUUUAGACCAUGGGAUGAAUAGAUUAGUAAAUGGAACUGAGGAAAUUGAGAAUAAGAUUGUGAAAGUUGGGGAUGAAAUGACUUCUAGGAUGGACAAAUUACAGACUAAAGCUGAUGAUAUUGGGAAUAUUGCUGGCCAAGCUUUGGAUAAACAGAAACAACUUUUGGAUGGACAAUCUGAAGCUAUUAAUGGCCUUGAACUCCUCACUAAAACUCAGUCUCAAGCAAUGGAAGAGAGCAGGGUAACUCUGCAACAGUUGGCUCAAUUCGGGCACGAGCAACAAGAGGAGCUUCUUAGACGGCAAAAACAACUCCAGCAAACACAUGAUCAUCUUGUUGAGAAAUCAAAAACUAUAUUAGCUGCUCAGGAAAGCUUUGAGUCUAAACAAGCAAGCAUGUUCCUUGCCAUAGACAAGUUGUUCGCAUUGCACAACGCCAUGCUUCUUGAAUCAAGAUUGAUCAAAGCGUUCUUGCUCUAUUCGUUGUCAAUCUUUCUUCUCUACAUGUUCACUAGCACGAAGCAGACUUAUAAUGUGAGACCUAGACUUUACAUAGGGUUAUGCCUCACAUUCUUGAUUGAAGUAGCCAUACUUCGAUAUGGAACAAGUGAAAUUGAUGAUCAAGCAUGGACUGUGAGCAUAGUUAGGUCUCUAUUUGUGUUACUCGCGUCGUGCCAACUUCUAUAUUCCAUUUGGACAUACAGAGAUUAUGAAGUGUUGAAUCAUCAAAUGUUACUGACACUAGUGGAGAAGGUUAAUGGAAUUCAGAAACAAAAGAAGUACUUAUCAUAUGAAAUGGGGAAUGAGGAUUCAGAUAGUGAUGUGGAUUGGUCGUCUUGGAUUGAAGCUGAAUUACCAGAAGAUGUUGACAAAUUGAAGGAUCCUGACUUUGCAUAUCCUGAAGAAGUUGCUGAGAAUUCAGUUGGAAGCAUGUCAAUUACAAGAAGAUAAUCACCACCUUUUGACAAAUUGAAGAUAUUAACAAUUUAUUUUCAACCAUCUUAUAUGUUUAUAGUAAUAGGAAAACCAUACAAACUGUUGGUGUUUUCUUUUAUAGUAGUUACUAGUUACUUUAGCCGUGCUGUGCCCGGGCCCAAUUCUAAAAGUUAAAACUUGAAAUCACAAGAAAUAAUUAUUUUCUUACUUUGGACUUCUAUUGUAUUUUAAAAAUAUAUAUUCCUAUAAGUUCUUGAAGUC
This is a messenger RNA of Nicotiana tabacum (common tobacco), 2165 nucleotides long. RefSeq names its product protein GAMETE EXPRESSED 1. Lineage: Eukaryota; Viridiplantae; Streptophyta; Magnoliopsida; Solanales; Solanaceae. The record is from RefSeq and is a predicted model, not a curated record.